AGUAAACUCAGUGAUCUGGCGACACGCAAAACACACACACAAGUGAAAGCAAAGUUUCUACACAUUUUGUACGGAUUAACAUUUUCAAUUGACGUAACACACAAUGGCCACCUAUGAGCAAGUUAAAGAUGUGCCAAAUCAUCCAGAGAUCUAUUUGAUUGAUGUGCGCAACCAGGACGAACUGAAAGCCACUGGCACCAUUCCAGCUAGUCUCAACAUUCCCUUGCCCGAUCUGGAUGCGGCUUUAAAGUCGAGCGCUGAGGACUUCAAGCAAAAAUAUGGUCGUGAAAAGCCUGGAAAUAAUGCUGACAUCAUUUUCACUUGUCGCUCGGGAAAGCGUGCCAAAGAGGCUGAAGCAAUUGCCAAGAAUGCGGGCUUUACCAACAUACGCGUCUACAGUGGCUCUUGGCUGGAAUGGGCCGAAAAGGAAGGUCUGCCCAAGUAAGAUCGAAGGCUAUCAAAAUGCCGCCUGCACAUGCUCAUCUUUGGCUCAUAGUUUAUAAAACUAUAAUCUUUAUUUAAAUCUUAAAAUGUAUGCUUUUUAGAUAUACGCACAUUACUUUAGUCAAAUUUAUGGUUUCGGAUUAAAUUGGUUAAAUUCUA
Drosophila albomicans is the source of this 603-nucleotide messenger RNA. Its product is annotated as rhodanese domain-containing protein CG4456. Gene Ontology annotation, cellular component: mitochondrion. The coding region runs from base 104 to 445 and encodes 113 amino acids. NCBI's taxonomy places the organism in Eukaryota, Metazoa, Arthropoda, Insecta, Diptera, Drosophilidae. The transcript has 3 exons. Gene Ontology annotation, molecular function: thiosulfate-cyanide sulfurtransferase activity. The record is from RefSeq and is a predicted model, not a curated record.